Xiphophorus couchianus (Monterrey platyfish) is the source of this 2286-nucleotide messenger RNA. Its product is annotated as GTPase IMAP family member 8-like. Lineage: Eukaryota; Metazoa; Chordata; Actinopteri; Cyprinodontiformes; Poeciliidae. The transcript is spliced from 3 exons. The coding region runs from base 19 to 2286 and encodes 755 amino acids. The record is from RefSeq and is a predicted model, not a curated record. Gene Ontology annotation, molecular function: GTP binding.
UCUAGUUUUAGGAUUGUGAUGUUGGGGAAAAAUGAUGACAAAAAGACCAAACUUCGUAACUUGAUCAUUGGAGCGAAUAAAUUUCAUCAACAAAGGUUUUUUCAAACCAAACACAGUGAGGUCUACAGUGGAGAGUGGAACAGAAAACCAGUAACAGUGGUAAAAACUCCUGACAUGUUCAGUCUGACUGCAGAGAAAAUCCAAAAAGAAAUGAAGACUCUGUGUGUGAGUCUCUGUUAUCCUGGACCAAAUGUUCUGCUGCUGCUGGUGAAAAAUUCAGACUUCAGUGAAAACAACAGAGAAACUCUGAAUUUCAUCCUGAGUUUGUUUUAUGGAGAUGCCUUCAGACACUCAAUGAUCAUUUUAACAAACGACAGUGAAAACAGUUCCUCUGUCAGUGACCUGAUCAGGCUGGUUCAGGGAAGAUGCUACAACAUUAAUGCUAAUGACCGCAGUUUGUUAAUGGUGCAGAUUGAGACGAUCAUAGAUCAGAACAAAGGAACAUAUCUGACCUUCAGAGAAGAAACCAGCAGAUCCCAACAUGAACAGAUGAAACCUCUGAACCUGGUUCUGUUUGGGAGGAGAGGAGCAGGGAAGACGGCAGUAGCCAAGGUCAUUCUAGGUCAGAGAGAGCUUCAGUCAGUCUCCAUGAUUUCAGAGUGUGUUAGAAAGCAGGGAGAGGUGUUUGGACGUGGGGUUUCUCUGGUGGAGCUGCCUGCGCUGUAUGGAAAAGCUGAGCAGGAAGUGAUGGAGGAAUCCUUCAGGUGUGUCUCCCUCUGUGAUCCUGAGGGUGUCCACGCCUUCAUCCUGGUCCUACCUGUGGGUCCCCUCACUGAUGAAGACAAGGGAGAGUUACACACCAUCCAGGACACAUUCAGCUCUAGAGUCAACAACUUCACCAUCAUCCUCUUCACUACAGAGUUGGAUCCUGAACAUCCAGAUGUUGAUAAGUUUAUAAAGGAGAACAAGAACAUCCAGGAUCUCCUCCAGAUCUGUGGAGGAAGAUAUUUUGUUCUGAACAUCAGAGACAGACGGCAGAUCAAAGAACUGAUGGAGACGCUGCAGAAAAAUGUUUCUGACAGAGAGAAAGAUUCAUCUUAUACAGUUAAAAUGUUUGCAUGGGGCCAAAUUAAGAAGAUUUCACAGCUACAAGUAGAACUUAAGGAGUUCAAGACCAGUCUUACAGACACUAAAGAGACGAAGAACCCAGAUUGUCUCCAGAUCGUUCUGAUCGGGAAAACUGGCUGUGGGAAGAGCUCAUCAGGAAACACCAUUCUGGGCAGAAAACAAGAGUUCAAAUCCAGUUUAUUUCAAGACGCAGUGACUAAAAACUGUCAGAAAGCCCUUGGUGAGGUGGACGGUCGUCCUGUUGCUGUGGUCGACACUCCUGGUCUGUUUGACAGCAGUUUGUCAAAUGAAGAAGUCAGUGAAGAACUGGUGAAAUGUAUGAGUCUCUUGGCUCCUGGUCCUCAUGUUUUCCUGCUGGUUUUACAGAUGGGUAGAUUCACACCAGAGGAGAAAGAGACAUUAAAACAUAUCAAGGAAGUUUUUGGAAAAGAUUCUGAAAAAUUCACCAUCAUCCUUUUUACUGGAGGAGACAGACUGGAACGUGAUGAAACAACAGUUAGUGAAUUUAUUGCAUGUUGUAAUGAUUCCUGUAGGAAGCUGAUCUCUGACUGUGGAGGAAGAUUCCAUGUGAUCAAUAACUAUGAUCAGAACCGAUCUCAGGUCAGAGAUCUGAUCAGAAAGAUUGAUCACAUGGUGAAAGAAAAUGGAGGAAGUUUCUACACCAACAAGAUGCUGCAGUCGGCCGAAGCUGCUAUAAGGAAAGAAAUGAACAGAAUCCUGAAGGAAAAAGAAGAGAUGGAGAGAAUGAAGGAGGAGAUGGAAAGAAAACAUGAAAAAGAAAAAGAAGAAAUGGAAAAAAGAAUGGAGGAAGGAAGAGCAGAAAUUGAAAGAGAGAGAAAAGAAAAAGCUGAACAACUAAAAGAAAUGGAAGAAAGAAUCAGCAAGGAACAAGAGGAAAGAAAGAGAGAACAGGAAAGAAGAGAACAAGAAGAGAAGAAAAGAAAGGAGGAAGAAGAACGACAACAAGAAGAGUGGGAGAGAAAACAAAAAAUAUUAGAGGAAAAAAUCAGAUUAGAGUCAGAAGAAAAGGAGAAAAUAAACAGAAAACUGGAUCAGAACCGAAAAGAGAUGGAAGAAGAACGAGAAACCCGAGAGAAGGAAAGAAAAGAGUGUAAGAUGUUUAAGGGCAAGAAGGACGAAGAGAAAAAAGGACAGUAA